This is a messenger RNA of Moesziomyces antarcticus, 2358 nucleotides long. RefSeq lists its product as uncharacterized. The record is from RefSeq and is a predicted model, not a curated record. Lineage: Eukaryota; Fungi; Basidiomycota; Ustilaginomycetes; Ustilaginales; Ustilaginaceae. Bases 1 to 2358 code for a protein of 785 amino acids. The transcript has a single exon.
AUGACAAACGCAUCGUCGCUCGGCAACCGGGCAGCGACGGCGUGGCGGGCUGGCCUGGGCGAGGCGUCCAGCUCGUCCGCUUGGCUGAGCAGCGACUGGCUCGUAUCUCGCAAGGCCAUCCCGCUGUACGUCCUCCUGGGCAUCUGGCUGGUGCAGCGUCUUCCAUCGCUUCUCGAACGCUUCUUCACGCCCCGCACCACUUGCGGCACAGCAGCGUGGGUGGUGCCUGCCGAGACGCGCCAUGCGCGCUUCUUGCCCAUCGAGUCCAAACACGCCUUCCGCUACAACACGCUCUAUCUCGCUCUCCGGCUCGAUCAGCUCGAGACGCGCAAGCUCGAUACCGGCCAUGCGUUCGCCUGGAAGGGAGCCGUGCUCGAGCCCGAGUUUGUCGACCAUGCCGCGCUCGCCGAUCGUCGUGGCGUCACUCCUGCGCGCCGCUCGCACGACGCCGCCCCGCACACCGACACAGCAGAUGCGGUCGACCAAAAGACAGACUGGAAGGCCAAGAUGCGUGCAGCUGAGCGCAUCGAACGACGAAGGCUCGAGGAGAAGCGCGCUCGCAAUGACCGGUACACUUGGUCGCUCACCGGCCUCCGCCCCAGCUCGUACCUGCGCACCCAGAUCCCACUCGCGGCGUCCGCUCCGAACACGCCUGCUGCCGACUCGGAUACGGCCAAAGCAAAAUGGAUCUCUGGCUCGGUGCUGCUCAAGCUCGCGUACGAGCUGCGCGAGCGCGGCUUCCUCUCGGUGGGUCCGCAGGACUCCGAGACCACGGGUGCACACUGGCGCAGUGAGCUCGGCCACAUAUGGACAGUCACCAUGCCGAGCGUCGCAGGCAUCGCGGGCAUCAAUCCGCUCACCGUUCACUACUGCUAUCGGCCGCAUGGUUUCGGAGACGAAACACACGGGUCCUCCUCGGCCGCCACGAACGACAAGCGCGGAGAGUUCUGGUUGGUCGUGUUGGAGGUGCACAACACUUUCAGCGAGCGUCACAUCUACGUGCUCGAGGCCGGCACCAACGAGGACGGCUCCGACACGCAGGACGCCCCAAGCUCCACCACGGCCAAGCGUGGCGGCUACGAUCAUCAGUGGACUUUUCCGCGCUCGUUCCACGUGUCGCCGUUCAACGAUCGCGGCGGCUACUAUCGACUCUUCCUCAAAGAGCCGUUUGCAGCCGACACGGACGCAAGCAGUCCAGCUCAGCCACCGACGUUUGCGCUUGGUAUCCGCCUGCUCCUCCUCGUCGAGCAAGAAACCACCGCGGGCGAGGUUGAUGGACAACGCUCCCCGCGGCUCGUCAAGAAGCUCAUGGCCACGCUCGACUCGAUCGCACCCCCACCUGCAAGCGCCAAAGGCAGUUCUGCAGCGACACAGCCGGGCCGAUGUGUGCGCCCGCUGUCGUCUGCUACGCUGUAUGCGGCACUGCUGCGACAGCCAGUCGACCUGUUGCUCACCUUCGCCAGGAUCCUUUGGCAGGCAGGCAAGCUGCACUUUGCCAAGCGGCUGGAUGCGUUUGGUAGGCCCGAUAUGGUGCAGCUCUCCGAGGCUGUUGGUGUCGACGCCGAUGCGUACGAUGGCAUCGGUCUGCCUCCGCCGCACAACCGCAUUGAGCCGCACCGCAGUUCCAACGGCGGCAGCGACGCGAGUGCGGGACUGGUGUAUCCCGAGCCGGGCUGGGCAGAGACGGUGGCCAAGGAGUACGUACAUGCGCUCGUUCAGCGGCGCGUGCACGAGCUCGAGCAGCAGGGCGAGGCUUGGAGCGUGACGAUCAAAUCGACCGAUCCGGCGGAUCCGGGCAUUGCUGUAGCGUCGUCCCAACCAGGAUGCACACCGCACAGGCUCGAGCUCUCGACGCGCUCGUACGGCGUGUAUGUGGAUCUGAUGCUGUACACGCCCUCGCGACUCGCGCUGUUGGUCGGCAGCAUCGCAGGCCGCCGGUGGGGCGUCAGCUCCAUCGACGCCUUCGACGCCUUCUUCGCAGCCGCACAGCCGCUGGAUUUGCAGGGUGUACGCGCGCGACACUUGAAGUUCAUGCUGGAUUCGCAUCGGGCCGCAUCGCGCGAGGAUGGCGAGCAGACACUGCAGACGCUGCGCGCGUUUGGCAUCACCACCGCGGCAGCCGGUACGGCGGAGGCGCAGCCGUGGAGGGUGCGUGUAGCGAUUGCCUCGAGCCACUUUGCGGCCGUGGCGGAGAAGAAGGCGUUUGCACUGCUCGGCGCGCGCUAUGUGGCGGGCACCGAACCCUGGCUCGAGCUCUCGCGUGGAGUAGCCUACGUUGCCGCGCGCGAGACGAGUCGAGAUGCACCGGUGGACAAGCCCAGUUGGGAUACGCGCCUGGGCAGUGUACGUCGUACCUGA